Molecule: messenger RNA, 666 nt
Organism: Laccaria bicolor S238N-H82
Lineage: Eukaryota; Fungi; Basidiomycota; Agaricomycetes; Agaricales; Hydnangiaceae
Exons: 4
Coding region: 1-666 (221 amino acids)
Source: RefSeq, a predicted model, not a curated record
AUGAUCCACCGCCAUGUUCGUUCAGCCAUUCACCGACGUCUUAGACUUGCGCCAUACCAACUCAAUCUCCAUGGAACUAGCCUGAGCGUGGCCACCGCCCGCAUGUCACGAGCCACUGUAGCAGACGAGGACAAGGCCUCCGACGUUGUUAUGCCAGAGGUCCUCCAAGAUGAUGAACUUCGCGCCGCUCAAGCUUUGGUGGACCUAAGGAGCUCAGUGACCCAACUUGAAAGUCCUGAUACCCCGACGAUCCCGUCGCCUUUCGCAGAGGCAUUCCAAGCCCAGAACCACGGUUCCCUAAGUCCUGAUACCCCGACGAUCCCGUCGCCUUUCGCACAGGCAUUUCACACCCAGGACUACAGUCCCCCGACUUCCGUGUUUGUUGGAUUGCACCAGCAUCAGUAUCACACGGAGGAUCUCCCCAUGGUGCUCAGCUCCAGGAACACCAGCCCGAGUCCCAUGUCCGAAUUUGAUAUAGAAGGUGAUAGUUCCGAGAGCGAUAAUUUGGCGGAGACGAUGGCUUCUCUUACCGAGCGGGUACAAGAAUUAUCAGACUCUUUACAAGGGCUCAUAGAGUGUCUCGCACGCAAUGAGGAUGAACAGCCCAGCAGGGUUAUGGAAAUCAAGAUAGACGGUUCUACCUUGUGUUCCAUUGCUUUCAAGUAG